This is a messenger RNA of Spizellomyces punctatus DAOM BR117, 2839 nucleotides long. RefSeq lists its product as uncharacterized. NCBI's taxonomy places the organism in Eukaryota, Fungi, Chytridiomycota, Chytridiomycetes, Spizellomycetales, Spizellomycetaceae. The transcript is spliced from 2 exons. Gene Ontology annotation, biological process: cGMP biosynthetic process; intracellular signal transduction; receptor guanylyl cyclase signaling pathway. Gene Ontology annotation, molecular function: guanylate cyclase activity; peptide receptor activity. The record is from RefSeq and is a predicted model, not a curated record. Bases 287 to 2611 code for a protein of 774 amino acids.
GAGUGUGUUGCAUUCAGCAUCUCUUAUUGUGUCUAGAUUUCGUGAGUGUGGAACGGUUCUUGAAGUGUGCAGUGGGGGUGGGGCUUUGCCUCUGUUCUACUGCAAAUUUCUAGAGUUUUCAGUGAUAUCUCAAGCUUUGAGAAGUAUAAAUCCUCCCCUGACGGGAUUUCGCUUUCUUUGCUGAUUUUGGAGCUUUCUCUUGGAGGAGCUCAUUAUAUUGUCCCAAUUUUUCCUCCAACUCAAGGACAAGUAUCACAUCUCCCUCUGCAAGUUUAUUAUUGCAGCAAUGUCAACAGCAACCGACAUGAUCGUCCCUACGGCCGGUGGAGCCCUGGCAGCCCAAUCCAGCGGCCACGCCGGCACAGGCGCUGUAACGCACACGCACCAAACAGACCAUGAACUCGAACGCAUCUUGACACUCAUGAAGGUGGAAGACCAAGCCCUGGCUCUCGCUCUCGAAAAAGAGCGCGCAAGCAUGGAAUCCACCAUGGAACGGAUUCACCGUUUAAACAAUUUCCGGAUUGACGAAGCUCACAUUCGGGAGUCGAAUAUUGCUGAGAGUCGGUUCUUGGUUGAUGCGCAAGAUGCUGAGCGUAAGGCACUAACUGUUCGUGAGGCUGAGGAAGCUGCAUCGUUGAAAGAAGAAGAGGAGGACAAGCGCAUGUUGGAGAUGCUGUUGAGGGAGUUGAGGACACUUAAAUUGGGUGUGAGGCAAAAAGCAGAAGCUUCUGAAAAAGUGAUGGCGGUUAAGAAACGAUUAGCUGAGAGGCGGACCGCGAAUCAGUUGAGGCUGGUAGGAGUAGAGGUCAGACAGGAGAGAGAGAGAAAGGCGUUGCAAGAUAGCCAUGUCAGGAUUAUCAAGAACAUGAACAUGUUCCGCACUCUCCUCUUACAAGAUAUUGAAGACGCAGCUCUCGACAACCUCAUCGCAAACGGCAGUAUGUCAGAUGAUGGAACAGUUUCCCAAAAAGGAACUGACAGAGCUGACGCCGACAAGCUGCACCAAACCAAAAUGCUCCAACUCAAGCUCCGGAUGCAGAAAGAAGUUGAACAACUCCGAGAAGAGCACCUCAUGAAACUUAAGCACAUGAUGAAAGUGUGUGAACUCGAAUUGGAACAAACGGAAGAAAUUGAAACCUUGAUGGCCGAGCAAAAAAUUCAGGAAAUGGAAGUCGAGACGGAACAAAGAAAGGAAAUUGAGAAUGAAGAGGACCAAAUUGCUCAACAGCGAGCGAGUUUAAAGGCGUUUCACACGCAGCGAGCGCUUCAAGCCAAAGCAUCCCGGACGCUCGCUCAUCAACGGUACGAAGCAAGACAAUUGGCCCGUCAACAAAAAAUUGCUGCCAAACAACGCGAGCGGCAGUUUUUCGCAUCCGAGGAGGCUCUCCGCGAAAGCAUGCGAGCAAUGUCUCAAGAGGAACAGGAAGAAGACGAAGCGAGCUCCCAAGUCUCUGGUCAUAUUAAAUCAAGCAAACCCGGCUCAGCCCGUCAUUCUGUCGCAGGAUUAUCCGAAAUCAGUUCAACAGACCAGAGCGAAAUAUCUGACAUUACAACUGACUCGCACGCCGAUACGGCCAUUGGUGACGACGCAGAAGCAUCCGAAAGCGCCCAAGCGGUCGAAAGCGUCGAACUUGAAGAACAAAUUCGCAAAGAACGCUCUAGGAUUGAGGAACUGACUAAACGACACUAUGCAGCCAUGGAGGCUCUCCGCAUCCAACAGCGCGAACUUCGCGAAAUCACCAAACGAGAGCAUGCUACUCAAAUGAACCGCCUCCUGGGCGAACAAGAAGAUGAAUACAAACAACUCAAAAUUCAACACCACCAUGAAACAGAAGCAUUAUUGAGCACCCAAAGCGCUGCAAAUGCCCUCGAAGAAGACAAUAAAGGCGCUAAUGAAUUGCUGUAUGGAAUGCUCCCCCGUUACGUGGCGGAUGCAAUGAAGAUGGGCCACGAGAUCCCACCCAAAGAUUUCGAAACAGUAACGAUUCUCUAUAGCGAUAUCGUCCAAUUCACAAACCUAACCGCGAAAUCGUCGCCAAACCAAAUCGUCAACCUCCUCAACAGAUUGUAUACGGCUUUUGAUUCCGCGUUGGAUGACUAUGCGGAUUUAUAUAAAACAGAGACCAUUGGGGAUGCAUACCAGAUCGUUGCGGGGUUGAAUCAAGAAUCAGAACAAGGAGGACGUGAAGCCGUUAUUCGACGAAAUGCAAUGGAUACCAUUGACUGUGCGCUCAGAUUCUUGACAGAAAUCCGGAACCUCGACAUGACGGACCAAGUCAUGCGUGAUUUGCAUAUCCGCAUUGGAAUCCAUUCUGGGCCGUGUGUGGGCGGUGUUGCUGGAGUGACGAUGCCAAAGUUUGCGAUUUUUGGGGAUACGGUGAAUAUCGCGAAUCAGAUGGAACAAAAGUCGAAGCCGAAUCGUAUUCAUAUCAGUCAGGCUACUUACGACUUGGUAAAGGACGCGCCGUUUGUGUUUGAAAAAGUGGAGGGUGCAGUUGUGUUGGAAGGUGGAGUUACUUGCCAGACGUAUUGGGUGACGGGACGCAAGGAUAGUGCUGCAAAAGUGGCUACUGCGGGUGGAAAAAAGAAGGCGAGGGUGGUGCUUCAGUAAGAAAACUUCCCAUACAAACUUUGUUGGGGAUAAAGGAUCGUGGGAACUCUAUCGAAAUUUACACAUCUUCAGUCUUCUGGUGUUGCUUAAAACGUUCAAAGUGAGUCAAGGUGCAAUACCUUGGCAUCAUGCCCAAAGUUCACAUAAAACAAACAAAAAUGUUAUUCUCCAAAAGCCCAUCUCAUGUAUUAAAAAGUCCGAUAAUACAGUCCCGCUCAUCAACAACAA